CGCGCCUCGCGCGAAGAAAAUCGUCGAGGAAGUCAAGUCGCGCAUACGCCGCAUCCACUUGUUGCCUUCCCUUCUUGCUAACGAUCUGCAGCUGUAGGAGCUGGAGGACAGAGGGCGAAGAGGGGCAGUAUCGGACUCAAAGAAAGAACAGAGGAUGAGCGGACCAAAGCAGGGUUUUGCCAUGGGUCUCGUGCAUGGCGGAGACAAUGACGAUCGCGAUGGCGCUCCCGCUGCCUCCUCCUCUUCGUCACUGUCCGGCGCACGAGCGAACGGGAGCUCACGCAAGGUCCUCACGGCCAGAGAUGCCUUUGGGAACUCAUCCUCGGACGAAGAGGACCACGAUGGGCGUGCGUCCCGUCACGAAUCCCUCAGUGGCUUCUCGCGCUCCAAGUCUGGCCAGUGGGCUGCCUCCUCGUCUUCCCACGCUGCGAGGGCUUCGGCGAGAGAGAAGCCAAAGGUCAUCGAGUCGCGCGAGAACAACAACUGGUGGGAGGAGCGCCGGCGGAGGAUGGGCGUCAAUGUCGAGGCGCUUGCGGGCCACGGACCGGGCAGGCGCACGCACGGAGCAGAUGCAGCGACAAAGGACCGGAUGAAUGAUGAGGCGCAAAAGGUCGGGCUGGAGGUGCGACGGGGGAAGAGGGAAGACGCUGCGGACGGCGCGCGAGAGGGGGAAGUGCCACCGAUGGAAGUCGACGCCGAUAAUACCGCGGAGAAAGACCCGAAACAGGAGGGGGAAGACCUCGACGAGGAAGCGCAGGCCCGCGCCGCUCUGCUGAGCGGCUCGGACCCCAGCUCAGCCGCCCGCAAGAGCAGCACCGUGAUUGCGCUCACCGAGGAAGAGGCGCUGCGGCACGACGCCUCGACGCGUCCCGAUGCACCGACGCUCGAGUCGUACGCCAAGAUGCCCGUCGAGGACUUUGGCGCGGCGAUUCUCCGCGGCAUGGGCUGGAAGGAGGGCAUGGGCGCAGGGAAGAAGCGCGAUGGCCCGACGAGGGCGCCCCAGGUCCAGAAGAGGGCCGCCCUGCUGGGGCUGGGCGCAAAGGAGAGGGACCUCGACAAGGCCAACAACGGUGGCGGGGCGAAUGGGGCGCGGGCAAACGUAAAGGCGAGGCCAGAGAGGAGAUACGUGCCCGUCGUCAAGAGGGAGCAGCCGGAGCAGAGGGACAGCCCGCGCUCGAGACGGGGCAGUCUGAGCCCCGGCGGACGCGACAGCGAUAAGGAUCGGGACCGUGAUCGAGUCCGUGAUCGUGACCAUGGCCGUGACCGAGAUCGUAACCGUGACCGUGACCGUGACCGCGACCGUGAUCGCGACCGAGACCGAUCGAGGUACUACGACGACCGCAAGCGGCACCGCGACGGGGACAGGGACAGGGACAGGGAUCGCGAAAGCCAUCGACGGCACCGAGACCGUGAUCACGACCGGGACGCAUACAGAGAGAGAGACAGACGGCAUCGCGAUGACUAUGGCAAAGACAGCGACGAUCGGCGACGGAGCAGGCAUCCUGACUCGCCCGAUCAGCGACGCAGAGACUAGCACACACACACACACUGCAUACAGUCUUUUCAUGUCAUUAUCCAUAUCGCAUUGCAAUUAGUCACAACCAUUACUU
This is a messenger RNA of Acaromyces ingoldii, 1610 nucleotides long. RefSeq lists its product as hypothetical. Gene Ontology annotation, molecular function: nucleic acid binding. The record is from RefSeq and is a predicted model, not a curated record. Gene Ontology annotation, cellular component: spliceosomal complex. Bases 182 to 1534 code for a protein of 450 amino acids. Gene Ontology annotation, biological process: mRNA splicing, via spliceosome. Lineage: Eukaryota; Fungi; Basidiomycota; Exobasidiomycetes; Exobasidiales; Cryptobasidiaceae. The transcript has a single exon.